AUGUCAGAAAUUAAAACUCUUGAAAAUGUGAAGGAAGCUGCAAAGUCUGGUGAGUACAGUAUUUUAUUAAGUAGGAGGGGGAAGGGUUGGAGGAAGAAAGGUAGGACAUAGUGAGAAAAAGGGUCGGGUAGGAUUUAAUAAGUAGCGUUCAAGACAAGGCGGGGGGACUAGAGUAGUAAUGGUAGGGCUUGGUAAGGCUUAUGGGGUGGUACGGUAGAGUAGAGUAGGGUAGGGUAUGGUAGAGACGGGUAAGGUAGUGUAGAGUAGGGUAGGGUGGGCAGGAUACGGUAUGGUAGGGUGGGCAGGAUACGGUAUGGUAGGGUAUGGUAGAGACAGAUAAGGUAGUGUAGGGUAGGGUAGGAGAGGGUAGGGUAGAGUAUGUUAGGGUAUGGCAGGGAUCUUUUUUACUUUUCACAAUGUUUCAGCCGCUUCCCCCGUCGUACCCGUGCCUCAAAAUGCUGCCCCACCUCCGACCAAAAAGGGAAAGCUGGCCCAGUUGUGGUCGAUGCUGAAGAAAAGCCGAAGCAAUUCGAAAGUAAAGUAUGCCAGAAGGACUAGAUCCAAGUCGAAGCUUUCCUUUCGAAGUCUGAGCAACUUGGUAAGAACAUAACUUAUUUGGUCAUAAAGUUUAUAGUUAUUGGUGCUAUGGUAAGGCUGACAUUAGGAUAAAGUAGGGUAGGGCUGAAUUCAACUUUAAUUCCAUUUCUUUUAGAUCAGAAACAAACGCGAGCCCAAUAUGUUGCCAUAUGAUUUCGAGCUUUGGCCCAAGACUGAUCAGCAAAUGUACCACGAAACGACUCAACAGUUCAAGCUACUGAAACAUGAACGAUACCAAUGUUCUCCAUUGUAUGAGAAGGCCUCGUCUUUCACAAUGUUUAUGGUAAGGUACUUUUUAAUUCAAAUAUUAUAGUACUAGCCUGUACUUAACAAAUUCAAUUUCAGAAACGAUUUCGCAAUCCACGUACGGCCGAGUACAGGAACGAACUAGCUCAAUAUUACACUACUGUUCAGUAUUUGAACGCCAAUCCCAUCGAACACGUCGAUUUGGACUACUAG
Molecule: messenger RNA, 1056 nt
Organism: Bursaphelenchus okinawaensis
Lineage: Eukaryota; Metazoa; Nematoda; Chromadorea; Rhabditida; Aphelenchoididae
Source: the annotation of a GenBank genome assembly